Messenger RNA from Caenorhabditis briggsae, 588 nucleotides. Lineage: Eukaryota; Metazoa; Nematoda; Chromadorea; Rhabditida; Rhabditidae. Bases 1 to 588 code for a protein of 195 amino acids. The transcript is spliced from 6 exons. The record is from RefSeq and is a predicted model, not a curated record.
AUGCAGACACCGAUGCUGAUCUUCUGCUGCAAUAUUGCUCUUGUCAUUUUCUCAAUCGCCGGGUUAUGUCUGACAUCUUCGAUAUUCGACUUCAUUGUAGUUUCCAAACUUUAUUACACAGUUCCUGAUCAUAAAGUUCUCAUCAACCCUCGUCUGGCAUUCUGGCUCUUCCCAUCAUCCUCUGCAUCCCUCCUGAUUUCUUUUUCUUCCCUGAUCUUCCUCUCAGCCGGACAACGAAUUCACAAGUUUGCAGUUGAUAAUCAAAUGGUUCUUUCAUUCUUCCACGCUGCAAUAAUGUGCUUCGCAUGUAUUCUCUCAUCCUAUGUCAGUUUUAUCUGCGCUCAAAACGCAAACGAUAUUUCUGGAUAUGCCGUAUUUGCAACUCCCGCUCAGUUUCAGCUGGCCUCUGCCUGGUAUUUCAUCCGACUGCGAGCUCUUGUGGUCGUCUCAAUCGUUCAAAGUCUUUUGAACGGAAUCAUUGUGUCUGCACUGUAUUUGGGAAUCAAUUGCAAAUACCGUACAUUUGUGCAAUUGUCAGAGAAGGCAACUCAUCCGGAUAUCGUCGAGAGAACUACGUAUUUUGCUUAA